This is a messenger RNA of Miscanthus lutarioriparius, 702 nucleotides long. NCBI's taxonomy places the organism in Eukaryota, Viridiplantae, Streptophyta, Magnoliopsida, Poales, Poaceae. The record is from the annotation of a GenBank genome assembly.
AUGAGAAUGCUAGCUGUCGAGAUCCUCUCGAGGCUAACUUUGGAUGCAACAAGAAUGAUCCAGUUUACUGCCGACCUGCGACGCCUACUCCUUGAUCCUCAGGACAGCCCACUCAGGAUUGAGGCUGGGAAAGCACUGAUCGCCCGUGGAGACGAAUUUUCAGACAUUCAGCAGCUGGUCACAAUCAUGACUGAUGAAUACAGUAAGGAGUACAGGGCGGUGAUUGCAGAAAUUUGUGCCAAGUCCACAGCAGAUCAGGAUAGGAUCAAUCGCCUGAGCUCAGUAGCCAGUGCACUGUCCUCGGUACUUAAAGCCAUAGUGACUGAAGCUACAAACCUUACCGAGCUUGUCAAGAGGAACAGCAAGUUUCUCGCGUCAUUCUUAGGCCUCGCAGUGCAGAUAAGUGAGAAGCUUGCGACCGCAGAGGCUUUUGCGGAUGCGGUCACAGGGCUUCCAAUGGGGAACAAUACUAUUUUUGCAGAGACGCUGAGCAGGAUUAUUGAGAUGACGAAAGACCGUAGAAGCGAGGAUGAAGCCUGCCUGGCGAUCAUGAAGUCUGCGACUAAGCUAGUUACGUGGAUGAUGGAAAUCGACACCAUCAGCCCCGGUUAUUACAUAGACUACUUCCGGCGGGAGAACAUUGUUCAGAGACCGGAGUACGCCGGGUGGGCCAUGGUUCACCUUGAAAGAUCAAUGUAUUGA